Molecule: messenger RNA, 1364 nt
Organism: Capsicum annuum
Lineage: Eukaryota; Viridiplantae; Streptophyta; Magnoliopsida; Solanales; Solanaceae
Product: protein PELPK1-like
Exons: 1
Coding region: 5-1126 (373 amino acids)
Source: RefSeq, a predicted model, not a curated record
GCCAAUGCCAUAUCCGAAUCAUAUUGGCUCUAUACACGUUCUUCUUCUUUUAGCUUCUAUGAUCUGCAGAAAAAUGACUAAGCAUUACCACCUAUCUUCUCUCUUACUACUUGCAUUUCUAAAUGUAUUUUUCAUUCAUGGCGACAUAAAUGGUGCGACUGCACGCCACCUCCUAGAGACACCUCUCCCUGAGAUUCCUAAACCAGAACUCCCGAAAGUCCCAGCCUUGCCAAAGCCUGAAAUCCCAACUGUGCCAAAGCCUGAGCUUCCAACCAUACCAAAGCCUGAGAUCCCUGCUGUUCCAAAGCCCGAGCUACCAACUUUCCCGAAGCCCGAGUUACCAACUUUGCCAAAGCCUAAGAUGCCAGUUGUUCCAAAACCUGAGAUCCCAGCUGUGCCGAAACCCAAGCUUCCUGCUAUGCCAAAACCUGAGUUUCCUUCCUUGAAAAAGCCAGAAGUCCCAGCAGUGCCGAAGACUGAGGCUCCUCCAGCUGUGAAAAAUCCUGAGAUCCCAACAAUGCCAAAGCCUGAAUUACCAACUUUACCAAAGCCUGAGAUCCCAGCUAUACCAAAAACCGAGAUUCCUGCUAUCCCAAAACCUGAGAUUCCAGCAGUACCAAAACCUGAGAUUCCAGCAAUAUCAAAACCCGAGUUUCCUCCCCUGAAAAAGCAAGAAACCCCAGCAACACCAAAGAUUGAGGUUUCUCAGGUGAAAACGCCUGAAGUUCCAACUUUAACAAAACCCGAGCAACCAAGUGUGCCAAAGCCUGAGAUCCCAGCUAUGCCAAAGCCUGAAAUCCCAGAACUACCAAAGCUAAAAGUCCCAGAACUUCCAAAGCCAGAAGUCCCAGCUAUGCCAAAGCCAAAAGUUUCAGAACUUCCAAAGCCAGAAGUCCCAGCUAUACCAAAGCCUAAAGUCCCAGAACUACCAAAGUCAAAAGUCCCUGAACUUCCAAAGCCUGAAGUACCAUCUAUGCCAAAGCUUGAAAUCCCAGAACUACCAAAGCCAAAAGUUCCUGAGAUUCCAAAGCUACAAGUCCCAACUAUGCCAAAGCCUGAAAUUCCAGAACUGCCUAAACCAACUCUUCCUUCACUUUCUCCACCAUACAAACCCGCUAAUCCUUGAGUAAAUUAUAUGCUACUUUAGCCAACUGAUGUUUUGCGAUUCCAUCCAAGCCUAUUAAGUUUGCGACUUGAGCGAUGACAUGGAGAAAGUAUUGGAUACUUUCUGCUAGGCGUAGAAAUUGCAAUUCUUUUAUAGUAGUAUUUGAAUUGGAUGUACCAUGUUUGAUUUGUCAUUAUAUUGUAUGAGUGUUUGUACUUUCUAUAUAUACAUACAUUGUAAUAUAGCUUGAUCUUUGUCA